Penicillium cinerascens is the source of this 6417-nucleotide messenger RNA. It is a transcript of the gene sec16, whose product is annotated as COPII coat assembly protein SEC16. The record is from RefSeq and is a predicted model, not a curated record. Lineage: Eukaryota; Fungi; Ascomycota; Eurotiomycetes; Eurotiales; Aspergillaceae. The transcript is spliced from 2 exons. Gene Ontology annotation, cellular component: ER to Golgi transport vesicle membrane; endoplasmic reticulum exit site. Bases 1 to 6417 code for a protein of 2138 amino acids. Gene Ontology annotation, biological process: autophagy; COPII vesicle coat assembly; Golgi organization.
AUGGCCCAGGAACCAACAGCCGAUGAGACAGACGCAUGGAAUGUAUCGUCUCAACCGGAGGAUGCCACAACUAUAGCCGCAACGACUUUCAGGGAAGGUGGGUUGUCGCAUCCCCUGGCCGCGGACGACUCCAAGGAAACGCACGCACCGGACCUCAAGUCACCCCUAAGCGAAGAGGACUUUUCUGCAUGGGAUAUGCCACACGAUUCGAACGUCGUUUCCCCUCAGGACGCGAACACGAACGCGAACGCCCUCACCGGGAAUGCGCCGACCUCCCUGGACGCUGCUAUACUUGAUACUCAAAAGUCGGACCAGACAAUGCGGUCAGCUCCCACGGAUGUGCCUACAUUGACGGAGAAGCCAGAAGCUCCCGCGCAUACUUUAGCCAAUGGGUUUGAACCGGUACACUCGGAACCUGGCCAGUCCUCCGAAGCCCCUGUCGAAGCAGCCUUAACAUCUACGGAAACGGCGAAUCAUUCUUCUACCCCAACUUCAUCGGAAGAGAUGACACGUCGAGUUCAUUUCGAUGAACAAAAGGAUAUCCCCAUGCAAGCUGAAGAGAAGGAUGAUGCAGAGGUGCCGAUCGCAGAGCAACAGGAUUUGCCAAUCGAAUCCGAACAAAAUGUUGAUCUAGACGAACCGGUCAUUGAUGAGGCCGUGCAGUCGGAACCCCAGGAGCAUUCGGACGUCGAGACUGCUAUUGCGCAUGUCGAACGAACUCCAAUCACCGAACGCCACAUCUUGCCUAUCGAGCCCGAACGCAAGGACGACCUUACCGGGCCCGCCAUUGAAGACACUGUGCAGACUGCGACGGCGGAAGGUCACUCGGCCAUUGAGACAACCCCGACACAACUCGAAACUACUGAGCAACAGACCCAGGUCGGAGCUGCAGGUCAGAAUGAUCUCAAAGAGCCUGCCAUUGAAGACGCGGCGCAAGAUCCCUGGGCUAUCGAGAUAACCCCAACGCAACCUGAAUUUGCUGAGCCACAGGACCCUCAAGUCGAAGCCGCGGGUCAUGAUGAUCCGCAUGUCCCCGCCAUGGAAGAAGCUCCCAAAUUCGACGUUCAUGAACAAGCUGUUGCUUUAGUGCCUGCCGUGGAAUCUGCACAGCUGGAACCUGGUAUGAAACAACCCCUGCCAGUUCAAGCGGAGGGAACGGACGGCAAUGACGAGUUCACCAAUGAGCAUGUGGGAACAACUGUGAAGCAGGAAAUGGACCUGGGGGCACCUGCCACCCAGACCGUGCGCGGUCAGCUUGACCAACCUCAAACCGCUCAAGUAGAAGUGAACGCCAUGUUCGAUAAUCAGGAGCCUCCUGUCAAAGCUGCCGCUCAACCGGAUCUCCCAGAGGAAUCGACUUUUAAUGCAGCAACCGUGGAGGGAAACGCCGAUGGGGAUAAUCUGUGGAGUAACGAAGUAGGACCCGACGUGGAUUCGGAUGGGGACGACUUCUUCAAUCAACUCAAGACUCAAACAAAGCCUAUCUUUGCACCCCCGGAGUCUGAAUCCAGGUUUGAAGAAGGAGUUCCACUGCUGGAUGAUACAAACCCAACUUCUCCCCCGCUGCCUAUCCCCCAGAGAAAAUCUGUUGACAAUCCCUUUGGCAACGAUGAGGAUGAUGGAGCCGAUUUCUUUACCUCUAUUCAAAACCCUCACGCGAGCAAAGAGCUUCCAAUUCGUCACAUCACUCGCAAGAGCACGACACAAGUGAUGGAAUCGAUGGGAUUCGACAUUGACUCUCCAAAAAGUGAUAUCUCAGCGGCUGCCCAGCUUGAUGAGGUUUUGAAGCUUGCGGCAUCUGGGGCGCAAACACCACAAGCACCUCAAGAACCGCAAGCGUCUCAGGUUCCUCAAGCCCAACCAGAAGCUCCUGAACCUUCGGAAGAAGAACUGGCAGCUCGUUGGCAGGCAGAACUCAGUGACGUUGGGGAGGAUGAUCUUGCGGCACAGUGGGAGGCUGCGCUUGAUGACGACGACUUGCUGCUUGGAGACGAUGUUGCUCCACCUGUUGAGGCGCAACCCGUUCUACAGAGCCCUGUGCAGCCUACAACUAAUUCUUCAUCCACCGGCUUGAUCAGCCCUUUCGAGACCCCACAGAGCUAUGCUCGGCCCAGGCCAGCGCUUAGCGUGUAUACGCCACAUCAACCGACUACGGGAGAUUUGAUGUCAGGGGUCCCUCUACCAGCGAAUGGAAUUGUUCCGCCUUAUUUCUCUCAGCAGCCACGAAACCCAGUGGCGUCUAGGGGAGAGAGUUUUGCUGAGGCCUCGAAGGAAGGAUAUAAAUCUCCUUAUGAUCUUCCAGAUGAUCUGUCUCGGCCCCGACGGCCUAUUGCUACAUCUAAGCCGGCUCCACCACCCGUGGCCAACACUAUGCCGCCGCCACCUUCCAGGGACAUGGGCAUGAUGCAGCCGCCUGUUUCAUCUACCAUGCUUCCUCCGGCUGCACCUGUAGCGGCUCCGCCACCAGCCCCGAAGAACUUCUUCGAGGAACUUCCUUUGCCAGCUCCCAGGUCUAGGCCUGCCAACUCCGGGCGAUAUUCUCCUAAUCCUAAUGCGGCAGCGCCGACUGGACCAUCGCAUAUACUACCUCCCCAAACCCCAUAUGCGGCUGUUCCUGCUUCUGCGCCUGUCACUGGGCUUGCUCCUGCUGCUGUGGCACCCCCGCCUGUGCCAACCGACGUACUUCCGGCCCAGUCUCCCCUACAGCCGCCUGAGCGCCUGGAACCUUACGGAUCUACAUUGGCGACGAGUGCACCUGCUGGCCCUAGUGCAGCUUCCAGGUAUUCUCCGGCACCGCCGAGUGCGCAAGUCCCUGGAAAGCCGUCUCAGUUGUCAAGGUACUCGCCCGCACCACCGCCAGCAGCUUCUGCCCGGAACCGCUACGCCUCGCAGCCUUUGUCUGUUCCUGGCCAAACUCAUAACCUACCGUUCCAGCCUCGGACAUCAAGCCCUCUUGCAUACCACGAAAAGGUCUCUUACAAACCCGAAAGUGCACAGCAACCGCAACCACCAUCGUUGCAACCCUCGGUUGAUCUUUCUCCGCCUCGUGCCCAGCGACCGAGUAUCGAUCGGGGAUCAUCCUACGCUCCACAAUUGCCAGAUGGACCGCCCGAUGUUGUGAGCCAAACAUCCGGCCCACCUGUUGGUCACCGGCAGACUUCUCCGCCUGUCACGAAUCGGUACGCCCCUCAGGAGUACAUGAACGAAUUCGCUAAGCGUGUAACACCGACCACGGCUCAUGCUUCACCGGCCCCGCCGAUGCCUGCUCCUAGCUCUCCUCAGGCUACCGGUGCGCAGGUGGCCCCUCUUCGAUCCCAAACCCAGUCUCCAGGCCAACACAUGACGAGCCCACAGGCAUCCGUCCCUCCGAUUUCAAAUCUGCCGCGUCCAGCUUCGGUGCAUGGUUCGAGCUCCCCCACCAAGACCUCGAACCCCUAUGCGCCGUCGCAGCCCUCCGUGCAAAGUCGAGCUCGAGCGCUUUCUCAGCGCGGCCUUGGGUUCAUUACCCCCACUGAUGGCCAAGAACAUGACGCCCUUGAGCGAUGGAAGGGUGCACCUAUUUUCAAGUUCGGAUUUGGCGGCGCUGUGUUGUCGUGCUUCCCCAAGCACAUCCCUCGGUAUUCUGCCGGUCAGACAGCGCCUAUGAUCAUGCCCAGCCCGGGCGAGAUCAAGACUGCUCCGCUCAAUCAAUGGCUACCGGUAGCGGAGACCAUCGUUCAGCAUCCUGGACCCCUGAAGACCAAGGGUAAGAAGAAGGAUCUAGUCUCCUGGCUUUCAAGCAAGAUUGUGGCAUUCGAAAAUGAGCCGACUCCUGACUUUGAUCUUUCUCAUCCCGAAUCCCAAAGGCGCCAUGAAGAAAGGAUCUUGCUUUGGAAGGUCAUGAAAAUUUUGGUUGAAAACGAUGGUUCCUUGGAGAAUUCACCUGCGAUUGAGAAAUCCCUCCGCCAGGCUAUUUUCCCACAUCUUCCGGAAGCCGGGCCUGAAGGUCCUUAUGGGGGCAGCUUCGCUACAUCGGGGGGUUCCUUUAACGCGCCCUCUCAGCCUGAUGCUGUUGACCCACAGUCGGUUGAGGAGCUACGAAACCAUUUGCUGCAAGGAGAUCGCGAGAAGGCAGUUUGGGGCGCAGUCGAUCGUCGUCUUUGGGGACACGCGAUGAUUGUUGCAUCCACGAUGGAUAAGUCCAUUUGGAAGCAAGUCGUUCAAGAGUUUAUUAGGCGCGAGAUUAGGUCCUCUGGUGGUAACACCGAAUCACUCGCAGCACUCUACGAGAUUUUUGCUGGCAACAUCGAGGAGAGCAUUGAUGAACUCGUUCCUCCUUCUGCAAGGGCGGGCCAUCAAUUGAUUAGCAUGGCCGAUGGCCAGGGCACGACCAAGAAUGCCCUUGACGGCUUGAACAGUUGGAGAGACACCCUUGGUUUGGUGUUGAGCAACCGUAGCUCUGAAGAUCACCAGGCACUGUUGGCUCUUGGCCGCCUGCUGGCAUCAUAUGGUCGAACUGAAGCUGCACAUAUUUGCUUCAUCUUCUCUCGGGCCGCUGUCUUUGGCGGCGCCGAUGAUCCCCAGGCUAACAUUGUCCUUCUUGGCGUGGACCACCAGCAGUUCCCUUCGGGUCUUCUGAGCGAAGAUGCCUUCCUUCUGACUGAAGUUUACGAAUAUGCUACGGCUGUAUUGGGCAACUCCACUGUGGCCAAUCUGCCUUAUCUGUUAGCCUUCAAGCUUCUGCACGCCAAGCAGCUGGCUGAUCGGGGGCGCACCUCCGAGGCAAAUACCUAUUGCGAUGCCGUGGCCGUGUCUGUGAAAGCAACCACUCGACCUUCGCCCUACCAUCACCAGCACUUGUUCACUGAAGUCGAUGAACUCUCUGCACGACUUCGCCAAACCAUCACCGACGGGGGUUCUUCGUGGAUCUCGAAGCCGAGUAUGGAGAAGGUGUCUGGAUCUAUGUGGGCUCGAUUCAACAGCUUUGUCGCUGGUGAUGACGCAGACCCUGCAUCCUCGGGCUCCGUAAAAACAGGCGAGGCUGCAGAGUUUGGUCCCUUCGCCAACGUGGCAGGAACGCCAACUGUUAGCAGGUCUCCUUCUGUCUCCGAUCUGUAUGGAUCUUACCCCGGGCAUGGAGCACAGUCGGUUCCAGCCGGUGCCUCUUCGCGUUACAUGCCGUCAAGCCAGUAUGCGCCCACCUCAUCCCCCGAACAAUUCCGUGGCCGAUCAUCAUUGGAUUCCCAGAGAUCGACUUCAUUCGGCGGGAUGCCGGUUGGACAGCGUCGAAGCUCGGCAGACUACCCAUCUCCCCCGGUUGAGUCCCAGACAUUCCAGGGAGGCUCCAUGUACGGCUCCUCGCCAGGGAGUGCUGGGUACCAGCCUACUCCGCCUCAGACAUCGUACAUGCCUCUUGCUCCGGUUGAAGAGAACGCGUCUACUUACACCCAGUCGCAAGGUGACGCGGCUCCCCCAAUGCAGCCUACAGUGAACGGCCUAUUCUACCAGCCAGUCGGACAGGAUACUUCGGCAGUUAGCCGGUCGCCCUAUUACCAGGGUCCGCCUGAUAUGCCACAGUCUGACAGUCCUUAUAUGCCGCAGUCGGAUAGUCCGUACAUGCCCCCGGCCAAUGGCAAUGCUUAUGCUCCCCCGUCGUAUGUACCGGACAUCAACGCUGCCCCAGAAGAGCCGGAGCAACUGCCAAUGGAAGAGGAAACGCAACCCAAGAAGAAGGCGUUCCCGGACGAUGACGAGGACGAUCUCGCUGCCCGGGCCGCUGCCAUCCAGAAGGCAGAGAACGAUCGCAAGGCAGACGAGGCCUUCCGAAAGGCCGCUGAAGAAGAUGCCAAAAAAGACGCUCAGCAACAGAAGAAGGGUUGGUUCGGUGGAUGGUUUGCAGGUGGCAAGAAGGAAGCCGAGCACUCGGGCGGCGGUCCUAUCAAGGCCAAACUCGGCGAAGAGAACUCGUUCUAUUAUGAUAAAGAUCUGAAGAAAUGGGUCAACAAGAAGGAUCCUGGAAGUGCCGAACCUGUUCGCGCCACGCCGCCUCCACCCCGAAGCUCCGCUCCUCCCAGCCGCGCCAGCUCCGGUAGCAUGCCUCCGCCUCCACCUCCCGGCGCCCCGAUGUCCGCCGCUUCAGGUAGCCGACCUCCAUCUUCCUCAAGUGAUAUCCCGCCAUCCCUGUCAUCAAGUCCUGCGUUCUCCAAUCUUGGUGUCGCGCCACCAACCCUGGGCAACCUCCCUCGAUCGUUCUCUACUGGCGCGACUGUUACGGUGCCGCCUGGUAGUGUAACGUCCGCCCCUGGUCCGCCCCGACCUACAUCUUCUUUGAGCCACGCUCAGUCCAUUGACGAUCUUCUCGGUGCUCCUACCGCACGGAAGGGGAACACUGUUCGCGGCAAGAAGAAGGGCCGUUACGUCGAUGUGAUGGCUAAAUGA